CGAAAAGACCCACAUGGCUGUUGCUUGUAUGUAAUGCGGAUAGAGCGGGAUAAAGCCAAUUUAUUUAUUUAAUCUUAUAUUUAAAAAAGGAAAAUAAUUGUAAAUAUAUUAAGGAAUUAACCGUUAAGGUUUCUUUAGUCACCGUUGCGUUUAUCUAACAUGCCUGUCCACUUUAAAGAGCCCAAGGAAAUGAAGGAGGAACCGAUGGAGGAUGUCACGAACGAGGACGAGAGUAGCGGGAGCAGCGACGAGUCCAUGGAUGGCGAAAACGCGAAUGAAGGUCAAGAGGAAGCCCAAGUGUACCUUCCGGGACAGGCUCUGCAGAAGGACGAGGAGCUCGCUGUGGACAAGUCGGCGUACAGAUUGCUGCAUCACGCGCAAUCUGGAGCACCGUGCCUCAGCUUCGACGUGAUACCGGACGAUCUGGGUAACGCCAGGGAGAGUUAUCCCUUAAGCAUGUACAUAGUCGCUGGGACGCAAGCCGCCAGGACGCACGUUAACAAUCUCCUCGUCAUGAAGAUGUCCAAUUUGCACGGUAUUAAGCAGCGCUCCGAUGACUCGGAGAGCGAAUCGAGCGAUUCGGAAGACGAGGACGACGAGAACGGCGAGGUUAAGCCGAUUAUGAACGUCGCUCCUAUAAAACACCAAGGAUGUAUUAAUAGAGUGAGAUGUACGAAAAUUGGCGAAGCAAUCCUGGCUGCCAGUUGGAGCGAGCUGGGGCGCGUAAAUAUCUGGAACCUGCAGGAACAGUUGAGCGCAGUCGAAAAUCCCGGCUUGCUGGCCGCAUAUCGUAACAAGUGCGAUAAAGCGAGUGCGGCGAUUAAGCCGUUGUACGCGUUCAAGGGCCAUCUGUCCGAAGGAUUCGGCCUCGAUUGGAGCCGCACGGAGCCGGGCACUCUGGCGUCCGGUGACUGCAAGGGUAACAUUCACAUAUGGCGAGUCGACAACAGCGGCGCGUCCUGGCACGUGGACCAACGGCCAUACAAUUCGCACGCCCCGCACAGCGUGGAGGAUCUGCAGUGGUCGCCGAAUGAGAAGAACGUCCUCGCAUCGUGUUCCGUCGACAAAAGCAUAAAGAUUUGGGACACGCGAGCAAGUCCACAGAACGCGUGCAUGUUGACGGCGUCCGGCGCUCACACGGCUGACGUCAACGUUAUCUCGUGGAACCCGAAGGAGAGUCAGUUUAUAGUAUCAGGCGGGGACGACGGGAUGCUCUGCGUAUGGGACAUGCGACAGUUCGGACCUAACGGCGCAAGCCCGGUCGCCAUUUUCAAGCAGCACACCGCGCCAGUCACCACCGUGGAGUGGCAUCCCGCAGAAGCCACGGUGUUUGCCUCCGGCGGUGCUGACGAUCAGAUCGCUCAGUGGGAUCUGUCGGUAGAGGCGGACGACACGGAGGAACCUCAGGACAGCGUGUUGGCCAAGUUACCGCCGCAGUUGCUGUUCAUACAUCAGGGUCAGUCGGAUAUCAAAGAGUUGCACUGGCACCCGCAAUGCCCGGGAACUAUGAUAUCGACCGCGCAUUCGGGAUUCAAUAUAUUCCGUACGAUUAGCGUGUAAUAGGAUAUCAUUCUCUAGGAUACUGUAAAAGAAUAUAUUUUAAGAGACCGUGAAGAAACAAUAUACUAUGUAAAAUAUAUCUACAAGAUUUUCGUUUCUUAAA
This is a messenger RNA of Wasmannia auropunctata (little fire ant), 1663 nucleotides long. RefSeq names its product glutamate-rich WD repeat-containing protein 1. Gene Ontology annotation, molecular function: protein binding. NCBI's taxonomy places the organism in Eukaryota, Metazoa, Arthropoda, Insecta, Hymenoptera, Formicidae. Bases 160 to 1560 code for a protein of 466 amino acids. The transcript has 4 exons. The record is from RefSeq and is a predicted model, not a curated record.